UCUUGUGGUGGCCGCUUCUGCUCCUGCCGCUCUUGGUGGACCUCUUGCAUACGCAAUGUGCCAGACAGGUUGUAACGGGCUAGCAGUUGCGUGUUAUGCAGCUGCUGGAUUCACUUUUGGCGUAACUAUCGUUGCUGCCCCUCCCGCCAUAAUGGCUUGCAAUGUCGGGCUCGGUACAUGCAUGGCCACUUGCGCCACUGUUGGGUUAUUCGCCCCGACGCCUUAAGGAAUAGUCGUGGUAAAUGGCGAGCGGAUAUGUUGCAUGGCUCGGUGUUUACGCGGCUUCUCCUCGCGCUGCUGGUGUCCAGUGACCCUUUCUGUCAUCCCGUCCAAAGGAGUGCUGUAUGAUAAAGAUAUCGUCGAGUUUUGUAUUUUAUACACAUUCUGGUUUCAUCGAAAUUGAAAGUGGUUUGACC
This is a messenger RNA of Serpula lacrymans var. lacrymans S7.9, 416 nucleotides long. RefSeq lists its product as uncharacterized. NCBI's taxonomy places the organism in Eukaryota, Fungi, Basidiomycota, Agaricomycetes, Boletales, Serpulaceae. The record is from RefSeq and is a predicted model, not a curated record. Bases 56 to 226 code for a protein of 56 amino acids. The transcript is spliced from 2 exons.